Messenger RNA from Medicago truncatula (barrel medic), 1931 nucleotides. RefSeq lists its product as uncharacterized. Lineage: Eukaryota; Viridiplantae; Streptophyta; Magnoliopsida; Fabales; Fabaceae. Bases 124 to 1752 code for a protein of 542 amino acids. Gene Ontology annotation, molecular function: histone reader activity. Gene Ontology annotation, biological process: negative regulation of transcription elongation by RNA polymerase II. The transcript is spliced from 8 exons. The record is from RefSeq and is a predicted model, not a curated record.
UUUCUCAUUUCUCACUCACAUUGCUACUCUUUCUUAUUCUUCAACUAAAAAUCAAAACCGAAAAUAAAAAACCCUCUUUUACUUCUUUUUAGGGUUUCUCUCUCUCUCUCUCUCUCAGCAACAAUGCAGCGAAGAAGAAUCAAUGUUCAUGGGGUUGAACCUUGUGACAUAUGUGGUCAUUUUGGCUUUGGUGAAGUAAUUGUUACUUGCUCUAAAUGCAAAGUGAAUCGUGAACAUGUUUACUGCAUGAAGAUUAAUCUCAUGGAAGUUCCAGAUUACUGGCUUUGUGAACCAUGCCAAUCCAACAAUGGUUCAACUUCACAAUGUAUAGCGAAGCAGGAUUCUGGCUUGCAGGCUUCCAAAAGGCAACAAUCUGCUAGAACAGGCCCAAGAGGGAAAGUGAAGUACCUUCAAGAGGAUGAAGUUAUCAAGCUUUCUAGUUGUAAUGUUUCCAUCAAACCUACUCCUCCAUCGAGCUCCAAUUUGCUGAUGACUAGGAAGGUUAAUCCAGGAAGACCUGCUUUGUCGAUGACCAGAAGGGGUCGUGUGGCAUCAAAAAGUCUUCUUACAAAGAUUCCAUCCUUGACUCCGAAACCAAAUCCUAGCAUAUCACCUAUGGCACAUGGGAUGUUUCCAAGAAAUGGAGGUCAGAAAAAUCCAAUAACCAAUCUACAUGCUUCAUCAUCAUUAGGACCAUUAAAGGAGCAUAGACUUGCAUCUGAACGACGAGUGGGUCCACCAAUACCUAACAGAAAAGUUCAAUAUGCCGAUCUUCGUAUAGAAAAGCGUACAAGAGAGUCACCCAAUAAUGAUUUAUCUGCUACCAAAUCUGUACCUGUUGCUGUUUCAGAUGUUGCUGAAUAUAAUGUACUUAAUAUGGAAAAAAGCAAGAUUCAGAGUUUUGUUGAAAACUUCCCGCGUUAUCAAAAAUAUUUUCCCUCUUCAAUUCGUGCUUGGAGUGGCCAAUUCCAAAUUCGUCAAGAAGCUGCAUCUGGUGGAAUUUAUGAUGGGUUUGAGGCCCAACCUCCAUGCACUAUUAAUAGGAAGGCAUACAAUCUUUCAAGCAAAAUUCCCUCAGUCCUUCAACUGGAAUCACUUCCUGCUUUGAAUGUCUUGACUGAUGAAUUCCAGAAUUAUUCUCCCAGUCUUCAAGAUAUAGCGUUAUACUUCUUUCCAUCAGAUAACAAUGAGAGGUCCAGAAAGAACCUGAACAACCUCUUGAAGUUUAUGAAUGAUGAAAACUUAAUGUUGAGAAGUUUAAUUAAUGGAGUGGAGUUAUUUCUAUUCACCUCACAUAAGCUCAGUGAUGAUUCAAGGGGUACUAUUGCUGUUGUGCAUGAAGGAUAUUUCCUGUGGGGAGUUUUUCGCACAAAGAAAUCUGUUACUGCUAAUGAAAGAUUACCUCCUGACAUGGAUCCUAUUGAUGAUGAUAUGGACAUUGAUAUGAUGGGAGGAAAUGAUGUGGGAAGAAUUGAUAAUGUUCUUAAUCACAAUCUCAAGAGUUCCUCUCAGUUGCCGUUGGAAAGAACACCUCUUCAGAGCAGCACUUCUAAGAAGGUAGAAGAAAAGACCUCAACCUCUUCAAGCAAUUUGAAUGGUAGGGACAUAUCAAUUUCAUCUCAAGAGCUUAGAAAGAAGAUCAAAGUUGAGCAUUCUUCUGACCCAUCAUCGGGGAGCCCAGCCAAGAAGUAUCGUAAAGUGCUCGACAUACUUGAUGUUCCACCAGGCUUUCAACCUCAUGGUACAAAAUAGUCAUUGUGAAAUUCCAUUCAAUGAUGAAAAGUCUAGAAUUAGAAUAUUACUAGAUUGAGGCCCGCUCAUUGCGCAGGUGUAGAAUAGUAAAAUGGUAAAUGUUCCGAUGAAUGUGAUGUUCAUAAUAUCUUAAAGGUGGAGAUAGUUUUCUUAUGGGAAUAUUAGUAUUUUUUACAUAA